CAUUGAAUUGAAGUUUCAGAACUAUUGCAUGUUUAAUAAUUAUGGGUGAUAUUAUAUUUCACCCACAUGUGAUUUGAGAAGGAUGCCUGUGUAACUCAUGCCCAAUGUGAAUGAUGAAAGUGUGAUGAAAGUUGUAAAGAAUUGCCCAUUUUGAUGAUCAUUGCAACAAAAAGUCCUUGCCAUUAUAACCUGCCAAUAAAAUGACCAACAGUACAAGCGAGGGGUUUGUUACCGAGCUGUGAUGGCUGGAAGAGGCCGGGGUCGUGCCUCAUUUACCUUUAACAUCGAGGCUCUUGGCCUGGGCAGGGGUGAAGCUCUACUGGAUGUUGUGUAUCAGCCACGGCAGGUAUACCCUCCAACAGAUUACAAACCAUUGCCCUUGAGAACAGGAGAGGAUGAAGAUUAUAUGCUGGCCUUAAAACAUGAGUUAAAAGAAACUAUGCAAUCGUUACCUUACCAUCUGGAUUUUCCGAGUGUGAAGAAAGAUGUAGCAAGAUACAAAGAUCCAGCUCCCGGAUACCAGAAGUUAGCUGUGCUGCAGUGCAGUGCAGUAUACUGGGGAUGA
Messenger RNA from Polyodon spathula (Mississippi paddlefish), 565 nucleotides. RefSeq names its product DNA-directed RNA polymerase III subunit RPC7-like. The record is from RefSeq and is a predicted model, not a curated record. NCBI's taxonomy places the organism in Eukaryota, Metazoa, Chordata, Actinopteri, Acipenseriformes, Polyodontidae. Gene Ontology annotation, cellular component: RNA polymerase III complex. The transcript has 5 exons. Bases 242 to 565 code for a protein of 107 amino acids. Gene Ontology annotation, biological process: transcription by RNA polymerase III.